Molecule: messenger RNA, 1034 nt
Organism: Rubroshorea leprosula
Lineage: Eukaryota; Viridiplantae; Streptophyta; Magnoliopsida; Malvales; Dipterocarpaceae
Source: the annotation of a GenBank genome assembly
AUUCUCCUUCCCCCGGCAGGGUUCAAAAAAAAAAAUUACAACAGUCAAGGGCAAGUAAAGAGAGGUGGAGACGAUUUCGUGACGAGGAGUGAUGACUACAAGGUAAGUGUGAGUGGUCCAGUAUGAACAAAUGAAUUAAUGCUACCAUGUGACUAUGUCUUUCAGAAUGGACGGUAAUGCAUAGAAAAAUCGACCGGAAAGAACCCGAAAUUAAAAGCUUACCAUAAAAGAAUAUUGAAACCUGCUUCAAUGCCUGAUGAUUGUUUCUCUGCAAUCUCUUCGUUCCUAUCCUCAAUGGCAAAGCUAAUUUCUCACAAGACCCUCCUCAGUACUUGUCUAAUGCUAAUGCUUUUGAUUAAUUCCUGCAAAUUCGGUGCUUCAUCGGAGGAGAUCACCGCUUUCUUCAUCUUCGGAGACUCCACAGUCGAUACCGGCAACAAUAAUUACACCAAUACCAUCGCUGAAAACAGUGCAAAUUACAAACCAUAUGGACAGCGCUUCUUCGGAGAGCCCACCGGCAGGUUUUCAGAUGGUCGCGUCAUCGUCGAUUUAAUCGCGGAGUAUGCAAAGUUACCGUUGAUCCCACCGUUUUUAGAAGCUUCUGCUGAUUUUACUAAUGGUGCUAAUUUUGCCUCUGGUGGGGCUGGAAUUCUGCCUGAAACAAAUAAGGGAACGGUGAUUGAUCUUCCGACACAACUGAAGAAUUAUGAGGCGGUUCAAAAAACAUUAGUGGAAAAGUUGGGCGAAAUAAGAGCGAAGGAGCUGAUAUCUGAAGCAGUUUAUUUCAUCAGCUUAGGAAUUAAGCAACGAUUAUAUGGGUGGUUAUCUGGGAAAUCCAAGAAUGCAGGAACUCUAUCUCCCUGCAACUUAUGUCUCCAUGGUCAUUGGUAACUUGACACAAACAAUCCAGGUAAUAUCUUUACAUCUCAAUAAAUUAAGUAUGCCUGAAACUUCUAUACAAGUGAUGCAGCUUAAUGUGUAGCAUUAUUUAAUUUCUAGUUUCAAUUUCAAGAAGUGUACUUCUGAACUGGACG